UCAAGUGCUCAACCAUCCCACCGCGGCAACACUCUCGUUCUUCUUCUUCUUCGCUUUGCAGUUUUACACUCCUAUCUCCCUCUCUUCUCUCUCCCUUUCUCCUCUCUCCAAUUUGCUACUUUUCAAACCCUAAUUUGAUUGUUCUUCGAUGUUCUCGAGGUUAGGGUUUAUUGAUUUUAGUUUUAAGGAUUUAACUAGUUUUUAGUGGAGCGGUAUGGGGUCUUGUCGAACUCGUAACCAUGAAAGUAGACCAAUUAUCAAGAAUUUGAAUCUAAAUGUCGGUGGUUCUUCUUCGCCUGGUGGAAAUAAGGUUCCUGUUUGUGAUGAUAAAAUGUUUGGAAAUACUCUUCCUUAUGAAGACACAUUUCGGAUUCAUGACGAGUUUGACACAGAAGUUAUGGAUUUCGAUGUGGAAACACAACCUCUAGGUUUCGACGACGAGACACAAAUUAUGGAACUUUCUGGAGAAACUCAAGUGAUGGAAGAUGACGAGGAUGAUUGUGUUCAGCAUAUGGACACUCAGCUGUUAGAUAUAUCUGAUGGCGAAGGUUGUGAGUACACGAGUGAUAUGAAAUCCUCUCCAAUGGGUUCAAUUGAUGUUGAGUUACAAGGGAGAAAUGGCAACCAAACAAGUGUCUUUGAGGAAAAGGAAACUCCAAAUUGUCAUCAACAGGAUGGAGGAGCUAUGCAUUCAGAUGAUGUAGCACAAAGUUCCGGUCCUGUAAGAAAAGGAUUUGCUUCUGUUCGCACAGCUUCUUUACGAGCUGCUGGUCUUGCAGCACGUCAAGCAGCUGUAAAGAAUAUUGACAGUGGAACUUCUGAACUUCACCCGUUUGAUGAUAAUGACAGAAAAUCAAUUGCUGAGAUUGUUGGUGGAGAAAAUGAUAUAGAAAAAUAUGGAAAGGAAGGAUUAAGUGAUGGAGAUAAAAGCAACGUUGCCAGAUCAUUGGCGCGUAAACUUUUUAUGGAUGAAGAUGUUGCUGAAAUAGAAUCUGAUGAUUACUUCAGUGAUAGAAGGGAAGGCUCGUCUCAAUUUCCUUCUUCUGAUAACGAUGUGGCAGGACUGAGUUAUGUAGAUUCCCAGGAGCCUGGAGAACUAUCACAAGCUAAUGCUCUUGAAUUUGUUGACAGAUUCCUAAACGUUAAUGAGUUCAAGUCAGAUGAAUGUGUAAAGCGUAAAAAUGCUGUUGCUGAAUUUGUAAGUCCUGGUGCCAUUGCAAAAGGAGCACAGAGCAUCGCUCAACAAGCUACUCGUAAAAGCACUCAUGCUGAAACUUCAGUAUAUGAAUGGGAUGACAACCUUGAGGACGAAGGAGGUGGUGAUUUUUUCAUUAAGAAGAAAGAAGUACUUUAUGGGACCCCUAAAUCUCAUCCAAAACUACGGAGUUUCCAACAUCGUGAACUGAGAGGACAUCAAUCUCUCGGGAAGUUACAAAAUGUGAAAAAGAAGCAAAAUCUAAAUGACUCCAAUACAGGCUCUUUUCGUUCUGAUUUAAAGUCGAUAAAUGGUGGAGGGAACUGUAAAAUCAAAGACGUGGAUCUGGAAAAGAAAAAGUAUAAUUGCUCAAGCGGGCAAUUAGGUUUGGGUUCCUGCAGUCAAGAGACAUUAGCAACAGUGCAUAAUGCUCAAUCAGUGGAUAUGCAUAAUGUUGGAAUUGACACUCAAAUGGCCGCUGAAGCUAUGGAGGCAUUGGCAGCUGUAACUGCAUUUGUGGAUAGUGAUAUUGGUAUGGCUGAUAAGGGUUGUCAUAGUGAGAGAGACCAGAAUAAAAAAGAAGCUGUGAAAAAUGAUAUUUCAAAUCAAUGGUCUUCUCUUCAGAAAAGAGCGCGACUUUCUGCAGCAGGAGUUGUUACUAGAUCCAGAAGUAAAAGGACUAUCAGGACACGUGGACAACCCACCAUGGCGAAGUUUGAUGUUGGCCUAAUUAACACUAAGGCGAAACAGAAAAGGUCAAGUAUAAAUAACUUUUCGGCAGAGAAUAGGAGGAAAUCAUCUGAAAUAGGUCCAUUGAGUGUUAACGAGAGUUUGGAACGAAUUACUGCGGCUGACUGUAGCAAGGUUGAUGGGCCGAGUUGUAGAACAGGAGACAUUCAGUGUACCUCUAGCCUGGACCAUAGAAGUGGGGAGAAAAGGUAUACAUGGAGUGCUGACAGGGCCCUGGAAAUCAAUAUGGAAUCCAUUGCUCGACGGACAAGGGCAAGAUCAAGCACUACUCAGUGUGCAGAAAUUUCGCAAGAUGAGGAAGGUCUAUUUUCCUGUCGAAUAACAUCAGAAGAUGAUCGCCAGUUGUCUUCCAAGAAGCAGAAUGCGGCUUCCCCUCCUGCCAAAGGAACCUUAGGUUCUGCAACAAUGCAUGGAUCGCCCGGAAACUUGCAAAAAUCGUCUAACCAAGCGGAUACUACCCCUAUUAACUUAAGAACUCCUGCAAGUGCAGUUUCGCCCAUUUGCAUGGGUGACGGAUAUCAUACACCAUCUUGUAAAAAGAGCUUAUCCCUCAAGAAAGAAUUCAACAGCUUAAUUGACAAUGAGCAGCGAGGCAGCUCUCCCUUUAAAGGUUUGAGGCGGAGAAGAGAUAUGAAUAGUGUUCGUGUUUUGUUUAGCCGGCACUUGGAUGAUGAUACCAUUAGGCAGCAGAAGAAGAUUUUGUCUCGUUUUGGUGUUUCAGUGGCAUCUUCAAUUCUGGAAGCCACACACUUUGUUGCUGAUAUGUUUGCACGCACAAGAAACAUGUUAGAAGCUAUUGCUUAUGCGAAACCUGUUGUGACGCAUUUGUGGCUUGAGAGCUGUGGGCAAUCUAACUGUUUCAUUGAUGAGAAAAAUUAUAUCCUCCGAGAUGCCAAGAAGGAAAAGGAGCUGGGUUUCAGCAUGCCAGGGUCAUUGGCACGUGCAAGUCGCUACCCUCUUCUGCAGGGUAAAAGAGUUCUGAUUACUCCAAAUGCGAAGCCUGGCAAAGAAGUAAUUUUGAGCUUGGUUAAGGCAGUUCAUGGCCAGGCUGUAGAAAGGAUGGGCAGAUCCGUAUCUAAUAUCGAUGACCUGUUGGUUAUAUCUUGUGAAGAAGAUUUUGAAGUCUGUGUCCCGCUGUUGGAAAAAGGAAUUGCAAUUUAUAGCUCAGAGCUGCUACUGAAUGGAAUUAUCACCCAGAGGCUGGAAUACGAGAGAUAUCGUCUCUUUGUGGCUCAUGUAAAGAAAACACGCACAACGUUAUGGCUGAAGAAGGGUGGAGAACAAUUCCUUCGUGUGACCAAAACUAAGUAGUAUUCCCUGAUUAUGUACUUGUAAAUACUUGUUCCAUUAGCAUGUUUGUGUAGCCAUCUGAUGUAAGUAGUUAAUUCGCUUUGUUUGUUCAAGUUGAAAUCUAUUUGUUGAUUCUU
Molecule: messenger RNA, 3372 nt
Organism: Spinacia oleracea (spinach)
Lineage: Eukaryota; Viridiplantae; Streptophyta; Magnoliopsida; Caryophyllales; Amaranthaceae
Exons: 8
Coding region: 215-3256 (1013 amino acids)
Source: RefSeq, a predicted model, not a curated record